GAAGGUGUGGACAAAAAGGUUUCCAGCAACAGGUAGAGUAGGUGUUCUGUGGGUGGGGAUGGUUUGGGUGUCACACAUUCUCCAACAAGAAGAGUGAAUCCAGUGUUUUCAGAUCGGAGCGAUCACCCGAACGAGCAACACACCUGUGAUCCAGACAGCCUUUACCUGCAACAAUGAGUGAAUCAGCAGAAGCUUUGGCUGCUAACCUCAAAUCCAGUAGAAAUGUCACCAUUGAGAUCACCAACCUUACCUCCACCUACUGCCUGAUCGACCCCAAGAUUUACCUGGAUAGUGGCAACGUCCACAGCCCACCCCAACCCACCGUGCGCCCACAGAAAACCGAGGUGUGCAACUUCAGCAAGACCAGCUCCAAAGCCACCGGCGCGGUGGGCGUGCUGACCUACGACCUGUUCUGCAGGGGCAGCAACAACUCCAAAGAGAAAUUAGCCAUAAUGUUCUCCGUGCCCUACGAUUAUAGCAUGUACAAGAACUGGUUAGCCUUGGCAAUCUACGACCAGAGCAAAGAGACCAACGAGAAGCUGUACAAAGAGAUGUAUUACGACAAAGAGCCGCACGGCUUCGUGAGGGAGGAGGUCAAGGGCUCUGGCCUCACGUUUGAGGGCACGAACUUGGACGUGAAGGCUACCAUGUCUCCGAUGGGCAGGGCCAUACUGAAGGUGGAGCUGUGGGACAAGCUCUUCACUCAGAAACGCCAUUAAUAAGGCGGUGAUUCAUUCACUUUGUUGACAAAAUAAUCCAGUAUAUGUGUAGCCCUUUGUACACCUGAGCUACUGUACCAUCUGUUCAUGCAAUAAAAUCCAGUCUGAUUUGAGAAAA
Molecule: messenger RNA, 837 nt
Organism: Sebastes umbrosus (honeycomb rockfish)
Lineage: Eukaryota; Metazoa; Chordata; Actinopteri; Perciformes; Sebastidae
Product: DELTA-sagatoxin-Srs1a-like
Exons: 3
Coding region: 174-719 (181 amino acids)
Biological process (GO): pore complex assembly; cytolysis in another organism; monoatomic cation transport
Cellular component (GO): pore complex
Molecular function (GO): channel activity
Source: RefSeq, a predicted model, not a curated record